CGUCACUUCCUUGCAAACUUUCCCGAGAAUAUGCCCGUGCAAAAGUUGUUUGUCUUCAAAGGCUGGAGGCUGUGGGGCUGUUUCCUCGCCCUCUGACUGCGGGGUGCGGGGGAAGAGAGGGACCUUUCUCUCUCUCACACCCCCCUUUCCUUUCCUUUCCUUUCCUUUCUCGCUUUUCCCUGCCGGAUUUGCAUGUCAGGUUUCCUGUGUUUGUCACCAAGAGACGAACGGCCAGUAUGGACAGGCUGCCUGGCAAGGGCUGAGCCACCGGGACCGUUAGACUGGCAAGGGGAGGAGAGAAAUAAAUAAAAUAAGAAAAAGAAGGCGAAGACGAAGAAGAGAUUGCGAGCCGAUCAAGUCCUCAACCCCAGCAAGCAUCCCGUGCAGGGGACUUUCUCUACAACCUCCUCUUUUUCUUAGCAACUGCAGCUGCGUCCCCAACGGCUCUCCGUGCCCCAGGAGCGCUUGGCAAGCGCAGCGCAGAGACCCGCCACUUACAGUACUGCAUCGUUAAGAAGUCAUGGCCAGCGACUACACGGCGAGGAGCCUGGACAGCAUCGACCUGUCUGCGCUCAGGGAUCCAGCAGGGAUAUUUGAACUAGUACAAGUUGUUGGAAAUGGGACGUAUGGGCAAGUCUAUAAGGGUCGCCAUGUGAAGACUGGGCAGCUUGCAGCAAUCAAGGUUAUGAAUGUGACAGAGGAUGAAGAAGAGGAAAUCAAACUGGAAAUAAACAUGUUGAAGAAAUAUUCCCAUCACAGGAACAUUGCAACGUAUUAUGGAGCAUUUGUAAAGAAAAGUCCUGUGGGUCAGGAUGACCAGCUGUGGCUGGUGAUGGAAUAUUGUGGAGCUGGUUCUGUGACAGAUUUGGUGAAGAAGACAAAAGGAAACUGUUUCAAAGAAGACUGGAUUGCGUAUAUAUGCAGAGAAGUUCUCAGGGGAUUAGCACACUUACAUGCUCAUCAUGUUAUCCACCGAGACAUUAAAGGGCAGAAUGUGCUUCUGACAGAAAAUGCUGAAGUGAAGCUAGUGGAUUUUGGAGUGAGUGCCCAACUAGACAGGACAAUUGGCAGAAGGAACACAUUCAUUGGGACCCCCUACUGGAUGGCACCAGAGGUCAUUGCUUGUGAUGAAAACCCAGAGUCAACAUAUGACUACAGAAGUGACUUGUGGUCACUGGGAAUCACAGCUAUCGAGAUGGCCGAAGGGGCUCCUCCAUUGUGUGACAUGCAUCCUAUGAGGGCUCUGUUUCUCAUUCCACGGAACCCUCCCCCAAAACUGAAAUCCAGAAAAUGGUCUAAGAAAUUUCUGAACUUUGUGGACACCUGUUUGGUUAAGAAUUACGUGCAUCGCCCAGCAACAGAUACCCUGCUUAAACAUUCCUUUAUCAGAGACAUGCAGAAUGAACGACAGGUGCGCAUCUUGCUAAAAGACCAUCUAGAUAGGACCAGGAAGAAGAAGGGAGAGAAAGAUGAAACAGAAUAUGAAUACAGUGGAAGUGAGGAAGAAGCCGAUGAGCUGAACGAAGAUGAAGGAGAACCAAGCUCCAUUGUUAAUCUCCCUGGCGAAUCGACCCUCCGCCGCGAAUUCCUGAGGCUUCAGCAAGAGAACAAAAGCCGUUUCGAACCUCAGCGACAGCAGCAGAUGCAGAAGCAGCAGCUUAAAGACCAGGAAAAGUACAAAAAGCAGCUCUCGGAAGACAGACAGAAACGGAUUGUGGAACAAAAGCUGCAGAGGAAAAAGUUGGAGGAUCACCAGAAGAGAGAAGAGCUUCGGAAGCAUUUGGACCUCGAAAGGAGAUGUCCGGAGAUCAAGGCAGCUCAAAACAAAAUGGAGAAGGAUAAAGACGACAUGCUAAGUUGUGAAGAUGAGUGGAGCAAAGUGGAAGGAGACAAGAAACUGGAAAAUUAUCAGAAAAAAGUUGAGGAAGUGCAUCAUGGCAAGAAGCUUCACCGGACUCUUCCUAAAGAUCAAACACAGCUGCUUUCUCUCCAACAUGACCACAAGCAGAAGACUAAAGAUCCCCCGAAGCUCCUCAGCCCCCAAACCCGUCUCCCUUCGAACAGUACAAGCAAAGAGACUGAGAGCAAGCGUGAGAAGAGUGAUAGCAUCCAAACUGAUCUCAACUGGGCCGCUGUUCUUGAGCAUGAUGCCACCUCACAUGGUCGACUAGGUUCUGGAAGCAACUCCAGCCCAUGUACUCCAGCUUUGCAAAGAGCAGUGAUGGCUCAGAGUGAAAACCUACGAGCGACUCGAGAUAUGUAUCACAGCAGUUCGUUGUCUGAUGUUGCUGUCACCCCAGCGAGCCCCAAUCAGGACGAUGUCUUCUGGAGUAUAUGUCAAAGUGAAGAGCAACCUCCAAAGGUUCCUGAAAGGACAACCUCAAAAAUUUAUACCAGAGAUCAUCUUGGUCACCAGAGUUACCCAUCAAGCACACAGCAACCAUCCCUGGGGGGACCCGCAACGAAAACCAACAACAGCUGCUGCAACUCCAGCAGCAGCAGCAGACAAAGGGAGUCGGCAUCUCAUCAGAACAAGCGAUCGACUUCAGGGUCGUCCAGGCUAAACAGCCACCAACAGUCGUACAAGAAACCUGGAAAUGCAUCUCAUCAGUUUCAUAUUUCAAGUCCACCCUUUUUUGGCAAGGGGAGAGAUGGUGGCAACUUGCUCCAGAAAUCAUCAGAAUAUUCAUCCUCCAGCGAUGAGAUGUGCAGCAGUGAUGACGACGACAACGAUGGCAAUCAGAUAAGGCAACCACCCAGCAAUGGAGUGAUGGGUUUCUCAAGGGCAAGAGUUCCAGAUGAGACUGAACCAAACCCUCAGAGUUCAGUAAUGGACCAGAAGGGUUAUGUUGCAGGAAAGCUCGGCUGCAGUUCUCAGGAACGAUUCUGGGGCAUGAGCAACCAAAACUAUCUUCUCCCAGACCUCUUGCAACAGAGCCAGGUUUCGAAUUGUUCAACAAACCAGCUAAAAGUUGCUCAGAACCACUUUCCGGUACCUCAGAGCAAGCCUAUUUCCAACAAGGCACCGAGCACUAACAACACCCCCUCAAAAAAUAGUUCCUCCUCUACGACAUCAUUCACAUCAUUCAUAGAUCCUAGGCUUCUACAAAUGUCACCUCCUUCAAGUCCAACUGGGCUAGACUGUGGUUCUCCAUCCAGUGUGAAACCAGAGCCCACCAGCAGGCAAAAUGCAAGGAAAGGUUCCGUUGUCAACGUGAACCCCACCAAUAUCCGGCCACAGAGUGACAGUCCAGAAAUCCGCAAAUACAAAAAGAAGUUCAACUCAGAGAUCUUGUGUUCCGCAUUGUGGGGGGUGAAUUUGCUUGUGGGGACUGAGAAUGGAUUGUGGCUUCUAGACAGAAGCGGCCAAGGAAGAGUUUACUCAUUGAUAACCAGGAGGCGGUUCCAACAGAUGGAUGUGCUCGAAGGACUCAAUGUGCUAAUUACCAUCUCAGGCAAAAAGAACAAGCUACGUGUCUACUAUCUAUCCUGGCUGAGGAAUAAGAUUUUGCGGAAUGAUCCGGAUGUGGAAAAGCGACAAGGCUGGGUGUCUGUGGGUGACCUGGAAGGAUGUAUACACUACAAAGUUGUGAAAUACGAGAGGAUCAAAUUUCUUGUGAUCGCUGUGAAAAACUCAGUUGAAGUCUACGCCUGGGCUCCUAAACCAUAUCACAAAUUCAUGGCAUUCAAGUCCUUCACUUCACUUCACCACAAACCACUGUUGGUUGACUUGACGGUUGAGAAUGGACAGAGGUUGAAAGUGAUCUAUGGCUCACCAGUUGGAUUUCAUGCUAUUGAUGUGGACUCUGGCUCAGUGUAUGACCUGUACCUUCCCACACAUAUCCAAGGGAAUAUCCACCCUCAUGCUGUUAUCAUACUCCCUAAUACCAGCGGAGUGGAACUUCUUCUUACCUACGAAGACGAAGGGGUCUACAUCAACAUAUAUGGACGUUUCUCAAAGGAAAAUGUUUUGCAGUGGGGGGAAAUGCCAGCAUCUGUAGCCUACCUUCAACCGAACCAAGUUAUGGGCUGGGGAGAGAAAGCUAUUGAACUGCGCUCGGUGGAGACGGGAAACCUGGAAGGUGUGUUUAUGCACAAGAAAGCACAGAAGCUGAAGUUUCUUUGUGAAAGGAACGAUAAGGUGUUCUUUGCAUCUGUUCAGUCUGGAGGCAGCAGUCAAAUUUACUUUAUGACACUUGGCCAGAACAUACUAUUCAACUGGUAAAUCACAUCAGAAUGAAAUGUCGUUUGAUCUUUCCCACUGGAUGUAAAAAGGAAUCCGGUUACCGGCAUUUCCAUAUUUUUCCACAAGGGGUAACAAGAACCCUACCAUCAUUAUACCGUCCUUCAGCUGUGGAAAAGUUCAAUUUUCUUUUCUUUUCACAUAAAUAUUGUAAUGUUGUUUUGCUAAGUGUUUUAUCUUUUCAUUCUGGACAACAAUAUGUAGAUACAGUAUAUGUCUUGCUGUGAGCUGGAAAUCCACUUGGUUUUGUAUCCUUUUGCUCUUCUUGAAAAAUCUUAGCCACAAGUAUUAAUCUUCAUCUCAGAACUUAAAAGUGACAGCUUUUACUUCUCAGCAAAAAUGACUUGUUGGAUUCUUUUUUCAGUCAGGGCAAGUCCAUGAGAACUCCCCAGUGAUCUGUUGCUCUUAAGUCAUUUGGGGCUGCUGGUUUCUCCUGCAAACAUCCUGAUUUUUAUCAGGCUUUGAAACCUUGUAUACGUAAUGACAGUACACUGCUAUACACACUAUUACUGUAUAAUGUAUUUCUAAUGAUAUUUUAAACAGCAAUGUAUUGCUUACAGACAUGGGGUGUUUGUAGAUCGAUCCUACAAAUCUUGCUUGCAAAAGUGGCCCUUACUUCAAGUGCAGGAUCCAAGCUCCUUCUAGUUUUUUGGGUGACAUAAUCUGGUUUCAAUAGAAAUUGCUAUUUAUGUAUAAGUCUGUAAAUAUGUUCUUUACUCAACCCAAAGAAACAAGGGCCACAGUUCACUGGGGACUUCUUGUUGAAAUGGGGGGGGGGGAUUCCUGCUCAUUUUAGUAGGAGCUUAACACAGCAGAAGUUGCCAGUUGAUCAAACUGAUUAGCCUUUAAAAGCAAGAAAACUCCCGAUAUGCAUUGUGUAUGAAUUAUGUCUGAGCUAUAGUGACACACUGGUGUUUUUCCACCAUGAAAUUAUAUUCUCAGGGGUUUAUAUUUUGGGCUACUCUAGAUUUUAGCUUUCAGGUUUACAUGUGCAAUUGUGACUUAGCUAAAGUUCAUGCAAUACUUUGAAAAAUGCAAAGCACUAUAAAAAGUACUAUAUACUAUGAUUAUAUAAUAACUGAAAACUUGAUACAAAAUAUUUUUUAUCCAAGAUAGAUAUACAGCAAUCUUUAUUGGGGUGGGGGUGGGGUGGGGGUAAUAGGAGGUUGGGGAAAUUAAGUACAGUAUUUUAAAAUUAAUAUAGAGAUGUGCCAGAACAGAAGCUGGAAGGCCACAUAAGACACAUGCUAGAUGUUCAGUCAGGUACAUUUUCAAAGGACACUGUAGCUCAGUAACACAUUUUAUGUUUGCGGGUGGUUUCAGAUUCCAUCAUUGGCAUUAUCUCAGCACAGCAUGACUGGAAAAAAACUGGAGAGAUAAUGCUUGUCAAAACCAUAAAAGACUGCACUAGAUAGCCUGACUAAGGCAACUCCCUAUGUGCCUAUGCAAAGCUAUAGUGAUUUUAGUUAAUUGCUAAAAUAUGCAGAACAGAUAUUGGAGUGCUCUGAUCAGGUUUCAGGCGUGUGAGAAAGUUCUUUGAUUUUAUUCUACAAGCUGCAGCUGUGACUGAGGAUUGCUAACUACACCAGAUUAACCAACUGCAAGGAAGCCAAUGCUGAAGCAGUUGCCCUGUUAGAAUUCCCACCUUAAAGCGAUACCCCUUUUAUUUCUUCCAUCGUGUUUUACAAGAAGCGGAAACUCUCAGCUGUGAUCUUUGCUUCAUGAAAUUACAUGUUUGCUUGCUUUUUGCAUCUGCUCCUAUUGCACAAUUUCACAUUGUAUCUGCCUCCCAGAAUUUGAUGGAGGAGAUAGCCAUUUUGAGGCCCUUGGAAUAGCUAGGAUAGCCAAAGGUUCACCCAUCAAUUGGUUGGUUGGUUGGCCUUCUUGCUCUGUGUGUCAGACUUGUAUCAAGUCAUUCUCUCGCUUGAACAGGAUCUAGCCUGGCCUGCUGCUACUGGACAUUACUGACUUAAGGUUUUACACACACACACACACACACACACACACACACACACACACACACGUUUGUAGGUUUGCUUAUAUAAGGACUUCGAAAGUGGUUUGUGAGCUUAUCUAAUGAUUUAAAACCUAACGAUUUAAAAGGGCUCUUUGGUUUGCUACAGGAUCCCAUCCCUUGAUGCGUCCCCUAGUCAACUGAUUGCCAGCGAGUGGUAAUUUCAAGCUGGGUGGCUGUCUGUGUGCUGACAAUGGUAUUCCGUCAACUGCUUUUCUCAGUACAGUAUUCCCAAGGAUGGGCUAUAAGUCACUUGUGACUUGCUGCAGUACCUUUAACUUGCAGUAGGGGAGUCCAGUUUUGUUGUCACAUAGUUUGUGUUCCUGACUUUUGUGAUUUCCUAGAAUCAUAGAAUUGUAGAAUUGGAAGGGACCAUGAGGGCCAUCUAGUCCGACCCUCUGCAAGGCAGGACUCUUGUGCCCAACGUGGGCUUGAACCCGUGACCGUGAGGUUAAGAGUCUCAUGCUCUACUGACUGAGUUAUUUGAGUCAGUCCACUAUUCUAACUCAGUUGUUGAGACUCAAGAAAUGAGUUUAUCCAAGAUCAUCCAGGUAUUUUGCAGGCCACUUGGAUGCAAAUAGAUGCAAAAAGAUAGCUCACCAACUGCAGGGGGAAUUGCCUUAGGCAGUUGUACACACACACACACACACACACACACAAACACACACACACACACACACACACACACACACACACACACGUGAACUUCGGGAGACAGAUCAUCAAAUGCCGAAAACCUCUAACUUCCUAAGAUAUUUAGCUGAACUUGCUUGCAAUGGUCCUUGUUGAAACUGUCAUCUGCAAAUAAACUGCAUGGAAAUCAGUGUGGUACUUCAUGAAGGAGGGGCUUAAAAAUUUGUUAGCAUUUUGUCAAUUUCAAUGAAAGGACCAGCAGAGUUUGCAAGUGGCCCUGACAUUCUGGAACCAUCACACUGGACUCUUAUCUUUUGCUUUCUCUUUUAGAAAACUACUUUUAAGUACUGUAAACAAAUGAUCAUCACUGAAAGCCAAGUGUUCACCAGCACUUAUCCAACUUGUUUUUAUAAUGCUUUUUUUUAAAUUAAAAAAAUGUGUUAAAAUGAAAAGGGGAAAUUUCAGUUGAUUUUAUAUCAUCAGUUGUAAUUGGUAUAUAAAAGUCUCAUAGGCUUCAGGUAUACACAGUUAGAUAAAUGAUUCCUCCACUUUGAGCUAUGUGGUUGGGAAAGGGCCUUAGCUCUGUAGUUGGGCAAUCGCUUUGCAUGCAAAAGGUUCUAGCUUCAAUCUCCAAAUUCUCCAGGUAUGUUUGGGGAAAGACCCUUGUCUGUAACCCUGGAGAGCCAUUCCUGGUCAGUGUUCACUAUACUAAGCAGAUGAGCCAUUGGUCUGACUUGAUUUAAGGCAGCUUCCUAUGUAGCUCAAUUUGUUGGUUUGCUAUUUUUUUCUUUUCUUCUUUUUUUUUUUAAAGAGUGUAUCUAUGGGAUGGGCAAAGAGCAACAGCAGAAUUUCCUUCCUGAAUUACAGAAUUAUCAGUAGAGAAAAUAGGAUGGUAUGGGGAUGUGUGGCAAAGGUAUAUGCGUGUAGGCUAUGUAAGGAUGAAGGCUUUUCUCUCCCAAGUCUCUGAGGGUUCAAAGUUCACAAAAAACACAACAGAUAUACAGGCUGCAAUAGGAGCUAACUCCUACAGGCCAAGGUCCCUUCAGCUCCCUCCAUAAAUUAUUUGAGGGGGCCAGUCCUCCCCCCCCCACCCCCAGUUGAUGGGCAUUGCCAUUCAAAUGGUAUGUGUGUGCCAUGUUCUGUGACUGAUUUUGUGGGGUGGGGCUUACCUGCCGCACGCCACCCAAUAUUUUAUUUAAGUUGCCACCUCUCCAUGUUGCAUUCCUGUGUCACUGUAAGUUUUGGUUAAUGGUUCAUUGAGAACAUGCAGAUCGCUUGUGUUUUGCUCCCCUCCUUUUUGCAAGGGGGAGCAACAACAACAACAAAAAACCCACAACUCUUGGCUGCAAUUGCAUCUGAACUAGGUAUUGUGGUUGUUUUGCUCCAAGCAAACUACAGUGGUUUUUGCCAAGAGCAAACCUUGGCUUGCAUAUCAGGCUUUGCUUUAGGGAAAUCAAACCAUGAGCCCUGGCUCGAUUGCCAAACUAAGCCAAGAAUCAUGGUUUGAUGCUCCCAUGCAGGACAGGAGCAAUCUGUACACUUAUGGUAAAUAGUUAAUGAUGGUUUAUUGCAGGGAUCCUACAGGUGUUAUUAGACUAAAUAUCUGACCAUUGUGAAUGCUGGCUGCGGCUGAUGGAGACUCUGUGAGGUCUUGCAGAGAACACAAACUGGACAUUAUGGCUGCAUCCCUACACACACUUACCAAGGAGGAAGCCCCACUGACCACAGCAGGACCAAUGCCUGAGAAAACACAUAGAAUUGCAGUGUGAGAAUAUGUGCUGUUAUCUUUAUUAUUAGUUUGCCGUGGGAUAAGCAGUCUUCGGACAUUAUUCUUUUGCUAUGGGAUUAACAAAGGCAAGUUGGUAGGGAUCUGUUAUUCCUAAGCAUGGUAGAUCAAAAAGCCAAGGUUUUUUCAUAGUUCACAAUUAAUGCAACAGUUAGGAAGAGCAAGGCUGUGAGAGUCAAUCAAUGCUAGUAGGGAAAAAUGAAUAAAUGGUUAGGAAGGAUAUGUGAAAUGUCACUAAGGAGGAGAAAAUAGAAAGGCGAAUGUUGGUGAACUAUUAGGCUGCUGAGUGAUUCCAUACCCAAUUUCUGACAAGCAAGUUUCAACUCCAUUAGAGUUACUUUUGAGUAAAAUUGCAUACAAAAGGAACACAGGAAGCUCCCUUAAACUGAGUUAGACCAAUAUGGGCUGCACUGGCAGCUGGCAGCCAUUCAGGGUUUCAGAGACACAACAUUCCUAGUCCUAGCCCAACAAUUCCACCUUUUUUGAGGACUUUUUGCAGUUACUUGCAUGGAAACAUACUGAGAAUUGAUUAACAGGAAGACUUAUGAAGGCUUAAGGUCAAUGGGAGGAUUAUAAGCAAGUGAAGCACGAUAACUGUUGAUUAUCAUUAUAACCUCCUAGCUACCAAAUCAGAAUGAAUGUUCAAUAGAUACCAGGCAUAAUCUAGCCGCUGUGUAUGCAAGUCAGGUAGGAUACAUGCACAGGGAGCCCUGAGAAGAUUAACACAAUCCUAACUCAGAACUAAACCCUAUUUAAUUCAAUGGGGUUUACUUUCAGGUCAACAGAGUUGGGAUUGCAGCCUCAAAAACUCUGCUCUUGUUUGUUUGCUUGUUUUCUAAAACAAAUUUCAAGCGAAAUAAUUAUUCAGGAUAAAAUGCUCUAGGGAGAGAAUGUAAUUAUUAAUAAUAAUCCAGCAAUACUGAUGUCCUAGUAAUUCCCACAACUGCUUUUCUUAAAAGAAUUCUCUAUAUUUGUAAUUUACUGUUGUGAAAAAGUAACAAAAGCAAUAAACUGUGCACUUACAUUUAUUUUGCAAGCUGCAUUGUUCUAGCCCAAACCUGUGACUCCAGAAAGUGAGAACAAUAAAUGUUAUGUACUGUAUAUCAAUGGGAAUGUUUUAUUUUAUACUAAUUGUUCUUUAAUGUCCAAAUUGUAUAUUUGUAACAGCAAAAAUAAAGCAAUAUUCUGAGUGGAAAACUGGAUUUCUUUAAACUCUUACU
Zootoca vivipara (common lizard) is the source of this 9896-nucleotide messenger RNA. RefSeq names its product Nik related kinase (gene NRK). Gene Ontology annotation, biological process: protein phosphorylation. Gene Ontology annotation, molecular function: protein kinase activity; ATP binding. Lineage: Eukaryota; Metazoa; Chordata; Lepidosauria; Squamata; Lacertidae. Gene Ontology annotation, cellular component: cytosol. The record is from RefSeq and is a predicted model, not a curated record.